This is a messenger RNA of Menidia menidia (Atlantic silverside), 7529 nucleotides long. The record is from the annotation of a GenBank genome assembly. Lineage: Eukaryota; Metazoa; Chordata; Actinopteri; Atheriniformes; Atherinopsidae.
AGUGGCUGAGGAGGGACUUUGUGAGUGCGUGCUGUCGUACGAGUGCAGAACCCUUCUGUUCAAGGCCAUACACAAUCUGCUGGAAAGAUGUUUGAUGGAUAAAGGUUUUGUCAGGAUCGGGAAAUGGUUUUUCAAGCCAAACGAGCUGGAAGGAAAAUCUUUAGGCAACAGCGAACAGCUAUCAUGUUCCUUCUCCUUCUUCCUCCAUGGGGAGAGCAACGUGUGCACAAGCGUGGAGAUUGUCCAGCACCAGCCUGCGUACCACAUCACAGAGCACCACAUCCAGCUAGCGCAGACCUCCACCACACCAGUGCAGGUGAUCCUGAGUCCAUAUGGUCUGAGUGGUACUCUAACAGGUCAGGCCUACAAGAUGAGUGACCCAGCAACAAGGAAACUCAUGGAGGAAUGGAGCUACUUCUAUCCAAUGGUACUCAAGCAUAAAGAAGGAAGUAGUGAGAAGGAGAAAGAGGAGGCAAGCCAGGCCUAUGAUCGCAGCUGUCAUGUAGCAGUGGAGGUCAUUGUAGGUGGCGUGAGGAUGACUUACCCUGCUGCGUUUGUGCUGAUCGCCCAGUGGGACCUACCAGCAGAGCAGCCUCCACCUGUUCCCGCAGCUCAGGGUCUCAAUAAGGAGCAUAACCACUGCAGUGUUCCUCUGACUCCACCAACAUCACCGGAGCAGCCCUGCUCAGCGGACAGUGGCUUUGUGACCUCGGUCUCUAGUGUUCCUACACCAGACAGCAGCAUGGGAAUCACCAGCAUCAGCCCAAAGCAUUCUGGGAAGAAGCUGACUUGUCAGGUGGUCCACCAGGCCUGGAGGGAGUGCUAUCUGAACCAGGCUGAGCAUGGACAAAAUCAGCCAACUGAUGUGACACAGAGUAAGGAAGCGCCAAAUGGAGUUGCCACGUGGAACAUCAAUGAUUUGGGAGCCAGAGCGCCCUGCAGCUGCUCCAGGUUAAAGCAGCAGAAGUUGACGAUGACCAACACAUCUGCUGCCAAUCCUCAGACUGGUGCCAACCCCUCACAGUCCUCUGGCCCGUCAUUAUAUUCUCCAUCCCUGCCCAAACACAAGACCAGUGACAAGGCAGAAAAAGCUGACAAACAGUCCAAGAGGCCGGCCGUGAUUCCCUUCCAUCAUCGUCUGUCUGUCACGCAGGAGGCCCCCUUGGAACAGGACUCACCUGGGGGGCCCCACCUUGGGGGGGUUGCUUCUCUUGAGCCCCCCAUGGAGCCUUUAGGCUCUCUGUCCGACUGCAAGUAUUCUAAGCCCCUCUCAAAUGGCAGAAAACCGCCCGAGUCCCUUCUCCAUUCACCGAUGUCUCCACUCCCACCCACCCUCAGCCCGCACCCCAGGAUGCAGGAUCCAGAGGCUCCAGAUGCCCCUGUGGAUAUGCUUGUAUGUUCAGAUGCGGCUUCGGGAUUGGGAGUGAUUACCAGUGAAACAGCUGUGUAUGCAGCUCUGCUGAGGCAGAGGGAGAACGGGACGGGCUGGUGGAGAGGCUUCCGAACUCCCAGGACUGAUAAGACUGACCUCAGAACCCCUGAUCUCCCGGUGGAUAAACUAGAGGACACAAAGACAGAGGCAACAAGUGAUGGAACUUCUCUUAAAAGACUAUACACACAAACUCAAAAUAGAUAUAAAAUCUCUGAGGAGAGAGUGAAGGACCACAUCCACACCCUGGGCCUGUUGGAACAGCCGGGAAUAGAGACACUACGGGAGAGUGGAGAUGAUCCCUACGACUUUAAGGAAGGAGAUAUUAAGUACACUUUCUCCAAGCGGUUGAAAGGGUCAGGGCGAGAAGCCAGUAAGAAAGCCAAGGGAGAAGAAAUCACCAGCAAUGGUUCACUGUCUGAUGGAAAAGAUGCUAUGUCCAUUUUUAACUCGGCUCCAAAGUCAGACGACUCGAGUCAAGAUGACGCGGCUGCUAAAACCAAUCCUUCCUUCACCAGCGAGAAAGAUCUAGAAGUCAACAUCUCAGACCUAGACAACAUAGUUGAUGACAAUGAGGAGGAUUUUGGGACUGUUUACCCAAACCAGCAAUUGACCAAACUACCAGUGUCAGAAGAUCGUCCUGUUGGGAAAGAGGGGCGAGUUAAUGUACCUUAUCCAUCAACAGUAGCAGAACUUCAGUGGAUGUUCCCCACCCCCCCUUCCCUAGAACAGCACCCAGCCUUCUCUCCCAUCACGCCAUAUCGUGACACCCCAAGUCAAGAGCCUCCCGCCCCUAGCGGAGCGACUGACCACAUGCCUUCGUUAGCGUCUUCACAGCUCACUGAGUACAGGAUGGAGAUGGAAGACAUCACGGCUAGUCCCAGGCAAGAUGAUAUCAAGCCACAGAUAGGUUCUUCCAUGUUUGCUCCACUGUCCAGCCUUCCCAGUCAGAAUCUGCCACCACUGAAGAUUCCUGAACAGUGUUACUAUCGUCCAUCGUGGGCUAUGUUGCCCAAAAUGGAGCAUUUUACCACUCUUAUGCACCCCCAAAAUUCUGCUUUCACCAAGGAUGGAUACACAAACAUCCCCAGUGUUAACGCGCUCACUGACCAGGACUAUGGCCAGAUAAGUGGCACCACUGCGUCUGUGAACACCACUACCGGCAUACUGCCGUCUCCUGCAACUCCACGCUUUUCUGUGCCCACCCCACGGACCCCGCGCACUCCAAGGGGGAUCAAUGCCGCAAGCUCAGGACAGGGCUCUGUCAAACAGGAUGGCACUGAGCUCAGCUCGCCGGUCUCCACUCCCUCCACUAGCCUGCCCCUUAGCUCCGUGGAGCCCCUGGCUCGGCCCGGACCCUCUCUGCCCGAGGCCCACAGUCUAUAUGUCGUCCUUUUACUCUCAGACUCCGUCCUCGGCGUCUUUAAGGACCGUAACUUUGAUAGCUGCUGCAUUUGUGCCUGCAAUAUGAAUGUCAAAGGAGCAGACGUGGGGGUAUACAUCCCGGAUUCGACAUGUGAAGAUCAAUACCGCUGUAUGUGUGGCUUCAGUGCUAUUGUCAACAGACGCCUGGCUAAUGGGACAGGCCUCUUCCUGGAAGAUGAGCUGGAUAUAUUUGGUCGGACAUCUGAGAUAGGCAGAGCAGCUGAGAGGAGGCUGGCUCUUUCUCGGCGAAACCCAACUAUGUUGGACUCCAGGUCCAAGCAGCCACAGGACGCGUCGCCCGCGUCUCCGUCAGUCAUGAUUGUUUUGCAAGAGCAAUGCUCGCAGCCCAUUUCCUCCCUGGCCUCGCUCCAUCUCCCCCUCAGCUGCUCCUGCCAUGGCCGCAAGGGGGCACUCCUCCAAAGCUGGAUGUCAGAAAAACAGUGGGCAGAUGAGAGCGACGCCUGUCUGGAGUGUUACAAUGCUUUGGAGCAGGGGCUUCAGUAUGUGGAUAAUCCCAGUGGGGGGAAAGUGGACCUGGCUGUUGUCCGAAGCAGUGCUCUUCAUUCCUGGCCACACAGUAAUGUGGUGAAUAUGAGCAUGUUGUCAUCACAGGAUAUGGUUCGUAUGCUGCUGUCUUUGCAACCUUUCCUGCAGGACGCCAUCCAGAAGAAGAGAACAGGACGGACCUGGGAAAACAUCCAACAUGUUCAGGGUCCUCUUACCUGGCAGCAGUUUCACAAGAUGGCUGGAAGAGGCUCCUACGGUUCAGAGGAGUCUCCAGAGCCAUUGCCCAUUCCCACAGUAUUACUGGGCUAUGACCGAGAGAGGGACUUCUUGGCGCUGUCUCCCCUGGCCUUGCCUUUUUGGGAGAAGUUGCUGCUGGAACCUUAUGGUGGGCAGCGGGAUGUGGCCUAUGUGGUGGUGUGUCCAAAUAGCCCCUCCCUGUUGGAAGCAGCCCAAGCCUUCUUCCUAGAGCUCAGUACAGUUUAUGAGACAUGCCGCCUCGGGAAGCACCGCCCUCUUGCCAAGAUGUCCAGAGAUGGUUUUGUCCGUGUGGGGGAAGACGUGGAAUCGGAAAAGCUGGAGGAGCUGGAUGUGGACCAGUGGUUAACUGGACCCUGGGCGGGACAGCAGUACAACGACAACCUCAGCAAACUUAAACUCUAUGCUUACGCUUGCAAACAACAGCUAGGCCCUCAGCUCUCGGCAUUGCCUUUGGACAGCACUCUUCUGUUGCCUCCAAAAGCCCAGCCUCCAACAAACAACACCUCCUCAGCUCAACCUACACCUUCGGGACAGCAUCAGUCUUGGGCUGUUGAUGGUGAGCAAGCUAUAAGUGCUGCCAAUGCAGCAAAUAGUUCAACACCAACUGGAGCCACCUCGGGCCAGAUGGGGGAGACAAAUCAAGGGGGAUCUGGCGAUUCCAAAGGACCGCCAAACUCCACAGCAUCAGCUAACACACCAGCAGAAAACCCUGAAGUUUUUUCCGAGCAGUCGAGGAUCGGCAUCCCCACUGGGGCUGACUCAGUGGACAGCCAUGCAAACACACCAGCUGUUGUUAUCUAUAUUGUGGAUGCAUUUCUUGGCCCAAGUGGAAUGAGAAAUGACGGGGGGGAUGAGGAGGAGGGUGAAGAGGUAGAGUCAGGCUGCAUUUGGCUUCUAGGGCUUCUUCGCUGUUACACAGAGAUGCUGCAAACUUUACCUGAGGCCAUGAGACCUGCACUGGUGCUACAGUGCAGACGAUUGCUACCACAGCAAACACAUAUCAAGUCUCUGACUGGCUUUGGACCUGUGUCCAAUGUCGGUUCAGUUCUUAAGGGUCCAGAGCAUCCCAGCCCACUACAGCUGUACUCUCCGCCAUUUAUUCUUGGCCCAACACGUCCCAAGCAGCCAGAACAGGGAGAAAUAUGGGCAGAACUCCCGCCAAAGUACAAUGUGCUCUAUGUAGGAUACUGCCUUUCCCAUGACCAGCGCUGGAUCUUGGUGUCCUGCACUGACCAGCAGGGGGAGCUUCUGGAAACUUGCAUUAUCAACAUUGAUGUUCCCAACAGAGCAAGACGUUCCAAGGUAUCGGCUAGGAAGAUUGGGCUGCAGAAGCUGUGGGAGUGGUGUAUCGGCAUCAUUCAGAUGACCUCACUACCAUGGAGGAUUGUUAUUGGUCGAUUAGGCAGACUGGGCCAUGGGGAGCUAAAAGGACGCCAGCUGAAGGAGUCUUGCCGCAUGUGUGGAAUAUCUGCUGCUGACUCUCCCAGCAUCCUCAGUGCCUGCCUGGUGGCCAUGGAGCCACAGGGCUCCCUGGUGAUCAUGCCUGAUGCAGUGACCAUGGGGUCUGUGUUUGGACGCAGCACUGCGCUGAACCUGCAGACGUCGCAGCUGAACACACCCCAGGAUGCUUCCUGUACACAUGUUCUAGUCUUCCCUACUUCUGCCACUACUCAGCUGGCACCUAGCUCCUACCCUCCAGAGGACACUAAUGAUGACAUGUUUGAUCUUCCCUUUCCUGAUGAACUGGAGAAUGACAUUGGCCAUGACAUGAUGCUGAUCACAGGAAACCUUCACCCUUUCCCCAACACUUCCCCAGUGCCCUCGCCUGACUCGCCGUCACAUUUCCAGAAUACCAGAAGCCAGGGAGAGCGCUUGCUGUCCCGGGACAACCCCCCAGAGGAGCUAAAGCAGCAGCCGCUGGCUCUGGGAUAUUAUGUCUCAACGGCACAAGCAAACGGACUUCCACAUUGGUUCUGGGCUUCUUGCCCUCAAGCGGAGAGCCAGUGCCCACUCUUCCUCAAGGCCUCUCUCCACCACCACAUAUCCAUAGCACAAUCAGAUGAGAUGGUGUCGGAUAAGACUAAGAAGACCCCUCACCCCUUAGAUUCCAAAACCACCUCUGAUGUGCUCAGGUUUGUGCUGGAGCAGUACAACGCCCUGUCCUGGCUGACGUGCACGCCCGCCACACAGGAUCGCCAGUCCUGCCUCCCCGUCCACCUGGCUGUGCUGAUCCAGAUGUACAACGCCGUCCUGAACAUGCUUUAGCCAUGUGGGCUCGCAAGUUACACACGUUUAGUCUGCGCCUCCUUCUGACCACCAGAGAGCACCAGAGCUCCACUGUUUGUCUGUUUUUUUUGGAGCGGCCAUGGAUGGAAUUGCCAACUACAGUGCAGGGACUAUCCUACGGCCGGAGCGCCAUGAGUUAAGAGGAGCGGCGUCGGAAAAAUGGGAUGUCUUUAGGAUCCGAAACAGCGUAUAGCUCUUAUAAUGGGCUCCGUGCUUGCCGUGGAGCGCGUAACAGAAAAAUGGAAGGAUCCAGCUACGCCCGUCCCGUCCCACGUGGUCAGCAUAUCUUGAUGACAUUCGAAGCAUCUGUGGUUGACAUAUACAGAGAAGCUCUACAAGAUUCUUUUUACACCUGUGAAAAGGGACAUCUGUGCAGGGCCACAUGACUCCAGAUUGUGCGACCAGCAAAAAUGGCAUGACAACACAAACACAUGGCUUUGUUAAAACGAGGAUUGUUUCUAUACUUUUGUACAGAACUGCACAGCUGAGCUUCUCGGGACUUGCAACUGGGCGUUGAGAGGUUUUCAUAAGGGGAUUUGAUAAUGGCACUUUUUUUCGUUACCUUCCAAAGUGUUGUAAAUGUAAAAAAAAACACAUUUUCCAAUGUGUUUACAACACAUUGGAAAAUGUUUGACCAGAGAAGAUGUGUGUGUAAGGCAUACAUUUGCAAAGAUUUGAGAACUAUUUUUUAAUAUUUAAAAACAAGAAAACAAGAUACAAAGCCUUUUCCCCAACUGACAGUUGUUCGUCUUGGGAUAUUAAAUUAAAUUUGUCAAUUUAAUGCAAUUGUAAAAAUGCCGUAUUUAUACAAAUUAUAUCAUGUCAUAGUAUUUGAUAUAAAUGACUAUAAAUAUAUAUAAAUAUAUAUAAAUGUAUAUACAUAAAUUUAUAUUACCUCUUCCAAGCAGGCACUUAAUGAUAAAGGGGUGGGCCUAGCCGACUCUUUAGAGGUGGGCACAUUAUGAACAUUUAUAAUUAAAAAAAAGAAGAUGCAGUUCUUUUCUUUUAUUUUCUACACAUACGGAAAAUUGAACCUUUUUUAUUUAAUGAAUUUAAAUUAAAUUGAUGCAGCAGAUAUGUUAUACUGUAUAUUUAUAAAGUAUUCCUAAUUUGCUUAAAAAAGUACUUGAAAUUAAUAAUGAAAGACCAAGAAUCUUCAAGGCCAUCAAAUAUUUAAGAAUAGCAUUUUAUUUUAUUGGCUUUCCUGAAUGAUGUCAAGUAAACAUUAGAAAGGCCUGUCUCCUCAGCCUCCCUCAGUAUGUUCUUUGUUAGACUUAGCAUGUUUGUAUAUACACUUUUCAGAUGUGUUUUUGGUAUUUCAUGGAGCUGUACAUUUCAUGCAGAUUGAUCAACUUUAAAUGUAAUUCAUAUCUUUUUUUGAUAUGCAGUAUACAGUACCAUGUGAAUCUCAUUUAAUUACAGCCAAGAGGUUCAGUUGCCAAGUAAGUAUACACAAAUGUACAGACAAGUGCAAAUGUUUGUUACAUCUGUCAUCACUUUGAAUAUCAAACAGAUUCACCUGACCGGGAAUGAUCUGUUACUUUUACACUCUUUUUUUAGUAAAUUAUUAAAAUUCUUGAAAACUAUCCUGCGUUCAGUGGCCAUUUCUGACACAAAAACAGUG